This is a messenger RNA of Colletotrichum costaricense, 468 nucleotides long. RefSeq lists its product as uncharacterized. The coding region runs from base 1 to 468 and encodes 155 amino acids. The record is from RefSeq and is a predicted model, not a curated record. The transcript has a single exon. NCBI's taxonomy places the organism in Eukaryota, Fungi, Ascomycota, Sordariomycetes, Glomerellales, Glomerellaceae.
AUGACCUCGCCUGCGGCAUCUUGCCCAGAUGUUGUUCGGAAGAGGAAGAGUUACGAAUCAUUCUGCCAUGUCUUCGAGUCCUUCCCAAACGAUAAGUCUCUUUCUGAUUUUCUCUUAUAUAAGGGCAAUCGAGAUCCUGUGGACGCCAAUUCACACUGGACGGGCGCGACGGAGGAAAAGGUGCUGGACGAGCAAGACAUCAACGACUGGCUGGAGCAACAAGGGGAUAAAUCAAGCACUACUGCCGCUCUCGACGCCCUUGACGGUCUCGAGCCCAGGUUUGCCUCCGCAUACACUCCCUCGACGCGACCCAAGAGCCCUGGCACGAGUAGCCCUGCUUCACCCAAGAAAAGAAAUAGAGGAAGCGAGCCAUGGCAGCAGGGGGAUGUACCGCAUACCCUCCGCGAGGUUGGGGCAUUUGUAAGCAGUUCAGAAGCAUCUCCGGAGAAGAAGAAGCAGAAGCGGUGA